Fimicolochytrium jonesii is the source of this 1904-nucleotide messenger RNA. RefSeq names its product argininosuccinate synthase. The record is from RefSeq and is a predicted model, not a curated record. Gene Ontology annotation, cellular component: cytoplasm. Gene Ontology annotation, molecular function: ATP binding; argininosuccinate synthase activity. NCBI's taxonomy places the organism in Eukaryota, Fungi, Chytridiomycota, Chytridiomycetes, Spizellomycetales, Powellomycetaceae. Bases 270 to 1520 code for a protein of 416 amino acids. Gene Ontology annotation, biological process: urea cycle; L-arginine biosynthetic process. The transcript has 9 exons.
ACUCGAUCCAGCGCAAAAUGAUAUGACCCCCGAAGCAGUAAUAUAAGACGCUUGCCAAAACAAGGGUCUUCCAUGAAGCUAUCCGUCCAGGGCAGGCCCGAAGAAAAGCACCCAUAAGACUUGGCAGGACUUGAAUUUCCCCAGGCCAUACAUCUUCCACAGCGUUCCGUUCUCAGCAUUCCCGCAAACCCGUCAAAAAAAAACCACUGUCGUCAAAGGCAUUUUCCCAACAUUAGCGAAAACCCCACCGCCUAGAUCACAUAUUCAGAAUGGCAAAAACAGGCAAAGGCAAAGUGCUUCUUGCAUACUCCGGAGGUCUCGACACCUCCUGCAUUCUCGCAUGGCUUAUCGAGCAGGGAUACGAGGUCCUUGCGUUUAUGGCCAAUGUGGGACAGGAGGAGGACUUUGAGGCUGCUAAAGAGAAAGCCUUGAAGAUUGGAGCUUCCCAGGUUUUCAUUGAGGACGUGCGCAAAGAGUUUGUUGACAACCUCAUCUGGGCGCACGUGAAGGCGAACAGUCUGUACGAGGGAGUUUAUCUGCUCGGCACAGCACUGGCCCGACCCGUGAUUUGCAAAAAGCAGAUUGAGAUUGCGGUCCGUGAGGGCUGUGAGUAUGUAUCGCACGGAUGCACCGGCAAAGGAAACGACCAAGUGCGAUUCGAACUGGGCUACUAUGCGCUUCAUCCCGACAUCAAGGUCAUUGCUCCUUGGCGAAACCCAGAAUUCUUCGAACGUUUCCCGGGAAGGCCCGCGCUGCUAGACUAUGCGCAAGAGAAGGGAAUCCCCGUUUUCCAAACCGCCGCGAAGCCAUGGUCUACGGAUGAAAACCUGUACCACAUUUCGUUCGAGGCCGGCAUCCUAGAAGACCCUUCCGUUACACCGCCAAAGGACAUGUGGAAACUGACUGUGGACCCAGAAGACGCACCCGAUGCACCGGAGCGAAUCGCAAUCCAUUUCGUAAACGGUGAACCGGUCAAAGUGGAGAACAUAACAGAUGGGCAGACAUCACAAACGGAUUCUCUGGAGCUGUUCUUGUACCUGAACGCUCUCGGACGAAAGCACGGAAUUGGACGCGUUGACAUUGUGGAGAAUCGAUUCAUUGGUAUCAAGUCGCGAGGAUGCUACGAGACUCCUGGAGGAACCAUCCUGCGUGCAGCACACGUUGACCUGGAAGGCUUGACCCUGGACCGUGAAUUGCGUCGCCUGAAAGACCAAGCGGGCACGCGAUUGGCGGAAGUUCUCUACAAUGGUCUCUGGUUCUCGUCUGAGCGCGAGUUCCUGACAGCGUCAAUCGAUCAGUCUCAGAAGGCGGUCAAUGGCGUCGUAAACCUGAAACUUUACAAAGGCAACGUAAUCAUCGAAGGCCGAACGUCACCAAACUCGUUAUACGACUCCAAGAUUGCUUCCAUGGACGAAUCUGGCGGGUUCAACCAUGCCGAUUCCGAGGGGUUCAUCAAGAUUCAAAGUAUCCGGUUGAAGGCACACAUGCGACAGAAGCAGCUGUGGUCUGAGAAGCAUUGAGAGUUUGUAGGCGUUAUUUUCUUGUAGAUAGCAUUUCGGUUGGCUUGGCGAAUAGAUCAUGUCAUCUGCUCGAAGGGUUUGAUCCCAUUUUGAAGCAUCGAUGGUCGAUGCAUGUAGUCCGCAGUUCGCCGUUCGAGACUCAGCUGAUAGGCCGACGUCGUGCCUUCACAUUGGCGUCACCUCACACCUCUACAAAUAUACAUAUCGACGCCUUUACACGAGUGUCUUCCGUACUCGUGCCAUGUUGCUGAUUCGGACUACUUUGGGUCUUAUAUGCACACCUUCAAAUCCAGAUCAAGGAUAUGCCAUUUCAGAGCACUUUGGCUGUCAAAGUUCUGUGAUGUGCAUGCAAGCGACUCUCUCUGGUGCUUCACCCAUCUUGAA